Messenger RNA from Solanum stenotomum, 2553 nucleotides. Its product is annotated as histone-lysine N-methyltransferase, H3 lysine-9 specific SUVH6-like. The record is from RefSeq and is a predicted model, not a curated record. Bases 1 to 2553 code for a protein of 850 amino acids. Gene Ontology annotation, molecular function: zinc ion binding; histone methyltransferase activity; protein binding. Gene Ontology annotation, cellular component: nucleus. Lineage: Eukaryota; Viridiplantae; Streptophyta; Magnoliopsida; Solanales; Solanaceae. The transcript has 3 exons.
AUGUCUGUGUUAGCGGAAACAAUGAGUCCCACAAAGAUGUUAGGCAAGAAGAAACUUCAUCAGAUGGUCGAUACUAAAUCUCCCUCCACAUUUAAGCGGCUAAAAGUUGAUGCUACCCGCAAUUUUCCUGAAAAUUGUGGUUCAUUUGUUUGUCAAAACAAUGGAACCAGAGAGAUCAACCCGGAAUUUCCAUCCAAUACCAAGCGUGUAAAAGUAGACUCUAUGAGGAGUUUUCCUGAGAAUUGUGGCCCAUGUUUUCCUCAAAAGAGGGUUAGAAGUGAUACUCAAUGCUAUGUUGAUGUUGAGAGCAAAAGUUGUUUUGAAGUGGCUACAAAUGUGGUUGAGUCAGCGCGUCCAAAAGAGGUUGGUGGUUCAAGUCAUUUAAAUACCUCAUGUCGACCUACUAAUGGAAACCAACAGCAUGAAGUAUUGGUUAGUCAAGCUCUCCAAAAGCCGUCAACUGAUACAUGUGAUUGGUUUAUAAAAGAUGAGCCUAUUGAAAAUGUACCAGAAUUGCCUGCUAUUGUUUCACAAGAAAAUCUAAUCGAAGCUCUAAAUGAACUUAAUAACAAAACAAGCCAGAGAGUUCACCAUGAAGAAGUUUCUGACAUUUGGGUAGAUGAUGAUGACAUUUCCAUUUUAACAUGCUCCGAAUGGAACUCCCUAAGAUCAGGUCUCAACACCCAAAGUACCGAUGGUAAGAAAGGUGGCAAGGAGGGCGAGAUUAUACACAAGUGCUCAGAUAUUUUAGAAGAAGCAGUUGAUUUCAAGCCAUUGCCCGGCAUCAUACGUCCUGAGCAGCACGAUGAACUGAACAAAGGCCAGUAUUUUUUCUGUAAGGAUUGGGAUGAAUAUGAAUCUGUGGUCAUGAAGAAGCAAAUAAAUCUCGGAGUUUCUCAAGAAGAUUUAAGGAAUUCUGAUGUACUGUGUGGUGCUUCUGGUUAUGGAUUGUUAACUGAAUAUGAACAUAUUCAGAAAGUGAAAGAAGUCAAAGAGACUCUGAAACUGUUUGAUGACGUAUAUACUAAACUUUUGCAAGAAGAUAAAGCAGAGAAACAUGAAGGACGGUCCAAAAAAAGAAUCCAUAUAGAGACAGCAAUGAAUUUGAAAAAACAGAAAAAGUGGGUAAAUUGUGAGUGGACUUUUGGACAUGUUCCUGGAGUUCAAAUUGGGGAUCAAUUCAGGUUCAGGGCAGAACUUGUUGCGAUCGGACUACAUCACCAAUUUAUUAAGGGUAUCAAUUAUGUGACUAUAGGCAGAAAAGAUGUUGCAUCUAGCAUUGUUGAUUCUCGUCGGUACGACAACGAGGCCAUAUCUUCUGAAACAUUCAUUUAUGUAGGUCAAGGCGGAAAUCCAAAGGUAUCUCUUAAUGGAAGAGUGGAAGAUCAAAAGCUUGAAGGGAGUAAUCUUGCCUUGAAGAACUCCAUGGACUUGGGAUAUCCGGUGAGGGUUAUUUGUAGUCGACAAAGACUGAAUGGUGAAAAGAGUGAUAUAAGAUACAUUUACGACGGGCUCUACACCGUGACCAAGUGUUGGGAAGAAAGAGCUCCAACUGAAAAAUACAUUUUCAAGUUUGAACUGAAAAGAAAUCUUGACCAACCAAAACUUACUCGUGAACUAGUGUCACGGCCAGCAAAGUUAGUCAAGGUAACUCAUUCUUGUGUUAAUAAGGCAACAAAAUCCGUUAUACAGUCGGAGUUUGUUGUGGACUAUGAUGUUUCGCAAGGAAAAGAGAAGAUACCGAUCCGUGUUGUCAAUGCAAUAGAUGAUGAGAGACUCCCACCAUUUACUUACAUUACCAACAUGCAAUAUCCAGAUUGGUAUUAUAUCUCUAGGCCUCAAAGUUGCAAUUGCACAAGUGGAUGCUCGGAUUCCGAGCAAUGCUCUUGUGCUUCUAGGAACGGAGGUGAGAUUCCAUUCAACACAAGAGGCUCUAUUGUUAGAGCACAACCUCUUGUUUAUGAUUGUGGUCCAUCUUGCAAAUGUCCCCCUUCUUGCAAAAAUAGAGUUAGCCAACAUGGACCUCGAUACCAUUUGGAAGUUUUCAAGACCAAAUCGAGAGGAUGGGGUUUGAGGUCACGAGAUCAUGUAUCAUCCAGAAGUUUUCUAUGUGAAUAUGUUGGGGAGUUGCUUGAUGAAAAGGAAGCUGAAAAUAGAAUAGGCCAUGAUGAGUACUUGUUUGAUAUUGGCAAUUAUGAUGAAGAAAUCCCCAAAAGGAAUGUUGCGCGUAAUAAUAACCUCAAAGUUGAGUCAAAUUCUUUGAUGAGGAAGGAUGAAGAUGGCUUUACCCUUGAUGCGUUAAGAUAUGGGAAUGCUGGAAGAUUUAUCAACCAUAGUUGCUCACCAAACCUUUAUGCUCAAAAUGUCAUGUAUUACCAUGGUGAUAAGAGAGUACCUCACAUAAUGUUUUUCGCUUCUGAGAGUAUUGCUCCAUUAGAGGAGCUUACUUAUCACUACAACUACCAUGUUGACCAUGUUUCUGAUAAAAAUGGCGAUAUGAAGAGAAAGAAUUGUAGAUGUGGCUCCCGGAAAUGUGAGGGGAGAAUGUACUAA